Molecule: messenger RNA, 2333 nt
Organism: Setaria italica (foxtail millet)
Lineage: Eukaryota; Viridiplantae; Streptophyta; Magnoliopsida; Poales; Poaceae
Product: fibroin heavy chain
Exons: 1
Coding region: 693-2042 (449 amino acids)
Source: RefSeq, a predicted model, not a curated record
GCAGAGCAACUACGUACGUUUUGUCUACCGGCACCGAUACGCUGCUGCAGCUGGCUUACAGUCACUGUUCACCCUGUUCACAUCAUUGGCGUACGUUGCAACCAUGCUACAGUGGUCAGCCGAUCGGUUGGAAGGGGCCCGGGGACAAACCGCGAGUGGCGCAGACGGAACAAACCUGUGGAUCGCUGCCAGCGGGCCCGCCGUCAGCUGCCGCGCACGCAGCCUUUCCCCUCUCCUUUUCCUUUUCCCCGGCGACUAUGGGUUUGGGCCGGGCACGGGACGACGACGCCGUUCACCAAACCACACAACCCCGCGCACGCGCUCGCGGCCAGCCAGGUCGCACUCCCGCACAGCAACACCAGGCCAGAGCGCUAGCUUCCUCCUCCGGCCCUCCCCCAGCCGUCAGUCAGUCGCCGCCCCUUUUGCGGGAACGCUCUGCGAAGCAGGCGCCCUCUCCUCCCCUCCGUCCCUCCUCUUCUCCUCUCCCUCCCUUUUUAUACCACGUCGCCGGUCCGUCCCAAAGCUUCUCCUCUUUCCGCGCCUGCCACUCGUCCCUCCUGGAUCAGUGAGUCCCGGAGUGAAAGAUCCGGCCCUUUUUAGCUGCUUGUGGUGGCGGUAGUUGGUUUCUGGGGAGUUGCACCACCGGCAAGGGGAGCAGGAGGAGAACCGGAAGGGGAGCUGCUGCUGCCGCGAUGGACUCCGGCAACAGCGGGAGCCUCCAGUCGUCUAGCGGCGGCGACGACGAGUUCGACUCGCGGGGCGGGGGCGGAGGAGGAGGGGGCGCCGACUCAUCCCCGCUCUCCGCGUUGCUCCGCCCGUCGCCGUCCCCCUCGGCCGCCGCGUUCUCGCUCCACGGCAACUACUUCGGCCUCCAGGAGUUCACGUCCGCGCCGCCUCCGCAGCAGCAGCAGCAGCAGCAGCAGCAGGCGGGUGCAUGGUCGGGGUCGUUCGCCGGCGCUUCGGGUCUUCCCUCGUCGUCCUCGCCGCGAGUCGCGCACGCCGACGCGGGCGCGGGCGCGGGCGCGCGCCCGCAGGGCGCUGACGCGGCCGUGGCGGCAGCGCAGGGGCAGGGGGCCGGGAUGGGCGCGCCCGCGCCGGCGCAGCCGCCGAGGGGUUCGCGGAAGCGGACGCGCGCGUCGCGGCGGGCACCCACGACGGUGCUCACCACCGACACCUCCAACUUCCGCGCCAUGGUGCAGGAGUUCACCGGCAUCCCGUCCCCGCCCUUCGGCGCGGGCGUCGGGGUCGGCCUCGGGGGCCCCACCGUGUCGCUCCGCACCCGCUUCGACCACAUCUUCCCCCCGCCGUCCUCCCUGCGCUCCGGCGCCGCCGCCGCGGACGCCGCUGCGUCACUGCCGCCGUACCUCCUCCGCCCCUUCCCACACAAGCUCCCGACCGCGCCCUCCGCUUUCCCGCCCUUCACGACGUCGUCGUCGUCGUCGUCCACGCCGUCCUCGUCCAACAUCGGCACCGCCAAUGCCAAUGCGGCGACGGGCGCGGGCACCACCGCGGCGGCGUCCUCCAACCCUGCCGCCCCGACAGCGGCGGCCGGAGCGGGCGACGCCUUCCAGCAGCUGACGUCCUCGGCGCUUCUCAGGCUGCAGCAGGACGCCAGCAGCUACCUCUCCUUUCAGAACCUCCUCGACUCGCAAACCUCGUCGCAGUCCAUUUUUGGCGCGGCAGGCGGGUUCGCGCAGCCGUCGCGGCUGCACGAUCCGACGCCGUCGCCGUCGGAUUUUCUUGCCGGCGUCGGCUCCAGCAGCCACGGCCUCGCCCACGGCGGGCUUCUGGGCUCCGAGGGGCUGCACUUGCACCACUCAAGGAGCGACGUCCACGGCCACGGCGGCGACGAGCUAUCGGGCGUGGUCGCGGCCGGCGCGUCGGGCGGCAGCUGCAAGCUGAACUACUCGUCCCACACCGGCGCGGCCACCUCGUCAUCAGCUGCGGCCAGCGCUGACAAGCCACCGGACGGCGGCGCCGGUGCGCGCGGCCGGCCCGGGCGAGGCGACGGCCUUGACCCGUGGAUUUGUACAUCGGAGUAGGGAUGCAUGCCGCCGACCAUGCACCGGAGCGUCCACCCUGUGAGCUGCUAUGGCUACGGUGAGACGAACCAAGCCGAAUCCGCCAUGCAUGACAAACAAAUGUCUGAUUAGCCUUUUUAGCCUUACACCUUUUGUUACUUGUUAUUAAUCACUUCUUUCCUGAGGCAGUUAUUCGUAGCCCCUUUGUACAUUAAAAACCUCAUCACCAUCUUGCCUCGGCUCGAUCUCACUAGAUUCUUCAAUCAAUCGCACGCGAUUUAGACGUGCGAAUGAAAUAGUGUCUCAUGCUAA